This is a messenger RNA of Jaculus jaculus (lesser Egyptian jerboa), 2739 nucleotides long. It is a transcript of the gene Lrp10, whose product is annotated as LDL receptor related protein 10. Gene Ontology annotation, molecular function: protein binding. Gene Ontology annotation, cellular component: plasma membrane. The coding region runs from base 155 to 2311 and encodes 718 amino acids. The transcript is spliced from 7 exons. NCBI's taxonomy places the organism in Eukaryota, Metazoa, Chordata, Mammalia, Rodentia, Dipodidae. The record is from RefSeq and is a predicted model, not a curated record.
AGCCCUGGCAGCCACAGCCCGGGCCCGGCCGAAGCCAUGCAGCCCCCGCGGGCCGGCGGGACCGCGAAGCUCGGGUGUCCCGUUCGUCGCUGCCUCCCCAUUGGAUAGACGACCGACGCUCCGGGUCCCUUCCUGCACCUCCGAACGGCUCAGGAUGCUGCCAGCCAUCCUCGUCCUCCUCCUCCGCCCCCUCCUGGGAGGCGCAGUAGCGCAUCCAGACAGGAUCGUUUCUCCAAAUUCUGCUUGUGAGGCGCCCCCGGCAGUGCUCUUGGAAGUGCAGGGCACCUUGCAGAGGCCCCUGGGCCAUGACAGCCAAAGUUCCCCUGCCAACUGUACCUGGCUCAUCCCGGGCAGGAAGGAGCAGACUGUAACAAUCAGGUUCCAGAAGCUGCACCUGGCCUGUGGCUCAGAGCGCUUAAUUCUGCACUCUCCUCUCCAGCCACUGACCUCCCUAUGUGAGGCACCUGCCAGCCCUCUGCAGCUGCCAGGGGGCAAUGUCACCAUAACCUACAGCUAUGCUGGGGCCAGAGCACCCAUGGGCCAAGGAUUCCUGCUGUCUUAUAGACAAGAUUGGCUAAUGUGUCUGCAGGAAGAGUUCCAAUGCCUGAACCACCGCUGUGUACCAGCUGAGCAGCGAUGUGACGGGAAUGAUGCCUGUGGUGAUGGUUCUGAUGAAGAAGGUUGCAGCUCAGACCCACUACCUAGCCUGACCCUGGCCCCUGCCCCUCCUCUACCCUGCAACUUUACUUUGGAGGGUUUCUAUGGGAUCUUCUCCUCCCCUGGAUAUUCACACCUGGCCUCAGUUUCCCACCCCCAGUCCUGCCUGUGGCUGCUGGACCCUCAUGAUGGCCGACGGCUGGCAGUGCGCUUCACAGCCCUAGACUUGGGCUAUGGAGAUGCAGUGCAUAUAUAUGAUGGUGCUGGACCCCCUGAGACUCCUCGGCUGCUGCGCAGUCUCACCCACUUCAGCAAUGGCAAGGCUGUUACUGUGGAGACCCUAUCUGGCCAGGCUGUUGUUUCUUACCACACAGUUGCUUGGAGCAGUGGCCGGGGCUUUAAUGCUACCUACCAUGUGCGAGGAUACUGUUUACCUUGGGACCGACCCUGUGGCUUGGACUCUGGCCUAGGAGCAGGUGAAAGUUCAGGUGAGCGCUGCUACAGUGAGGCACAGCGCUGCGACGGCUCAUGGGACUGUGCUGAUGGCACAGAUGAGAAGGACUGCCCUGGAUGCCCACCCGGGCACUUCCCCUGUGGCCCUGCUGGCACACCUAGUGCCACAGCCUGUUACUUGCCCACUGACCGCUGCAACUAUCAGACAUUCUGUGCUGAUGGAGCAGAUGAGAGACGCUGCCGGCACUGCCAACCUGGCAACUUCCGAUGCCGGGAUGAGAAGUGUGUGUAUGAGACGUGGGUGUGCGAUGGGCAGCCGGACUGUGCGGAUGGCAGCGAUGAGUGGGACUGCUCCUAUGCCUUGCCCCGCAAGGUCAUCACUGCCGCAGUUAUUGGCAGCCUCGUGUGUGGUUUACUACUUGUCAUUGCACUGGGCUGCACCUGCAAACUCUACGCCAUUCGUACCCAGGAAUACAGCAUUUUUGCCCCCCUCUCCCGGAUGGAGGCCGAGAUUGUGCAGCAGCAGGCACCCCCUUCGUAUGGGCAGCUCAUUGCCCAAGGUGCCAUCCCACCUGUGGAAGACUUUCCUACAGAGAACCCUAAUGAUAACUCGGUGCUGGGCAAUCUGCGUUCAUUGCUACAGAUCUUACGCCAGGAUAUGACUCCAGGAGGUGCUUCAGGUGGCCACCACCGCCACCGCCAGCGGGGCAGAUCAGUGCGCCGCUUGGUACGCCGGCUCCGCCGCUGGGGGCUGCUUCCUCGAAUUAACCCCUCAGCUCGGGCCCCUGAAACCACACCCCAGAUCACACCUUCAGCUUCUCCUGCUGAGGCCCUGGAUGGCAGCACAGGUCCAGCCCUUGAGGGUGGGGCAGUGGGAGGGCAGGAUGGGGAGCAGGCCCCCCCACUGCCCAUCAAGUCCUCUCAUUCAAGUGUCAGCACAUCUGCAGCUCUCACUGCUGUCUCUGAGACUCCAGGGCCUCUGUCUUCAGUACCCCUAGAGCCUUCAAUAUUGUCUGGAGUGGUACAUGCACUGCGAGGCCGUCUCCUGCCCAACCUGUGGCCCCCAGGGCCCACCUGGGCCCCACCUGGGCCCCACAUGGCAGUCCUAGCCCCCGAGGAUGAAGAUGAUGUGCUGCUGAUGCCACUGGCUGAGCCAGGGGUCUGGGUGGUAGAGGCAGAGGAUGAGCCAUUGCUUGCCUGAGGGGACCUGGCCACAACCUUUAGUGGUGACUCAGCUUCCCAUUGAUCUGUACAGCACUGGAAAGUUAGGGGGGCUUAGGCAGGGAGAGGGCUCACUCGGAGACCAGAGAUCCUUUACCCUCUCCCCAUCCCACUGCUGUCCAGGUUGGCUGUGUUAAAAAAAAAAAAAUACAGAUUUUAAAGGAUCGGAAUGGACAUUCCAUCCUUGCCAACCUCAACACAAAAGUGGCCUUAAUCACCAAGAUGUCAAUUGACUAGAGGAGACCCUGUAGCCCUUAAGGGGAGUAUUGGGGCAGUGCCUGAGGUUUUGUCCAUCUUCACACCUGUAGGGUCUGACUUACAAAUAGAAUGUAAUGAGCUUUUCUCCUUUAGGUAGACCAUUGCCCAGAAAAAUCAAGAUAAAAAAUAAACCAUAAAAUUUAACUCUUA